This is a messenger RNA of Anopheles funestus (African malaria mosquito), 2872 nucleotides long. RefSeq names its product putative odorant-binding protein A10. The coding region runs from base 932 to 1282 and encodes 116 amino acids. Lineage: Eukaryota; Metazoa; Arthropoda; Insecta; Diptera; Culicidae. The record is from RefSeq and is a predicted model, not a curated record. The transcript has 2 exons.
UACUACUCUACAAACCACCAAGCGCCUCCUUUCAGCUUAGAAGUCGAAACAACGUGCGUGUUCCAAGCAUUCGGGAGCGUAACACAACUCAUACGCUCAUGUAACGUUCGGCAUGCUCUCACUGUUUAUGUGCCACGGUAUAAUGAACUCUCUUCAGAGAAAAGCAAAAAUGGUAAGCAUAAAACCAUCACACUUUGUUGCAAUAACAGUUCAGUCGUUGGCGGGAUUCCUAUCUAACUGGAUCGUGUCGUGUUUGGUGUGUCCAGCGUCGUACAUCAGCGCACUCACUGCUGCUAACUGGUACGCGGAACAAACAUAAAGUAACGUGCGUGUCGUCAUAGUGCGGCGCGUUUGAUGCGUAUCCGGAAGCGAACGAAGCCAUCAUUAUCAUAUCGGGCAUAUCAACGCUGCGGUUGAUCUCCACGUACAUAUCGGUCAUAUCAAAGCCUAACCACGAGAUUGAUUAACCGGCAACCGGAAGCCGGCCAAAGAGUGCCAUCCCUCCAGUUGUGUGCUGUUUUGUUCCGUGUUUCCUGCUGAUUGUCUCGUGGUGAUUUGUCAGCUGUUAACGUUUUCAUGCAAGAAGCCCAUGACGUUGGUUUCGGAUUGCAUCAAGUAUAAUAAUCAUUAAUUUAUUACAUUAACGGGCACCGAGCUAGUUGCGUUUGACGCUGGUUUAUAGCGUUUCUGUUGAUUUGUUCCCCGUCAGAGUGUGGUUUGCUGCGAGUGGUAAAGGAUAUCCAAAAACGGUCCCCUCUCUCUCUCUCUCUGUCUCUUUCUCUGUUUGAGUUUGAGUAUUUGAUUUAUCAACAGUGAAGUGAAACUUUACCCAGGUGCGGAGGAAAGCUUUCCAUAAGCAAAAGAAGAAAGUGUCCAGCGUAACCAACCGCCAAGAGCAGCAACAGCAGCGACCGUACCAUAAGCAACAGAAAUGAGUUCAAAAGCAUUACCAAAUCUAUUUAUGCUAUCAGUGGCGGUUAUUGCGCUAAUGGCGAUACUGAUCGUCGGACCACAGCCGGCCGCGGCCAACGACAGUCAGAACAUUAACCGGCUGCUUAACAAUCAGGUGAUUGUCAGUCGGCAGAUCAUGUGCGUCCUGGAGAAGAGCCCCUGUGACCAGCUUGGCCGACAGCUGAAAGCCGCCCUACCGGAGGUGAUACAGCGCAACUGUCGGAACUGCUCACCCCAGCAGGCACAAAACGCCCAAAAGCUGACGAACUUCCUGCAGACCCGCUAUCCGGAGGUGUGGGCAAUGUUGAUACGCAAGUACGGUGCCGUUUAAGAAAGAAAAAAAAUCCACCUCUCCCCAGCAUCCACCAUCAUUUGCAACUCGCGUAACGCGGACUCCAUUCCACCGAUCGAGAGCGUCGAAUGGAGUGCUGCCGAACACAACAAUGGAAGAACAUCGUGUGCGCCGCCAUGAUUGCACCAUCAUCGCCCGGUAUCAUCAAAUCGGUAUCCUCGUGCCGGCAAGUGGGAAGUACAUUCUAACGCUAAAAAAACCGAUUCACCCCUCCGAAAUCUUUUUGCCGCCAUACAUAUCUGAGCCGGUUUGAGUACAGCAUAUCAGCGAAACAUGCUUAUUGCCGUCCAAGCAUGUAUAAUUUAACGUUCAACCACAUACACAAAGCAUGCCGGCAAAUGGAACAGGGAAGCGAAGGAUCCGCGGACUGUUGUCUUCUUCGGUUGUCGCUGUGGACGCUUUUUUUCCCAUUCGCUCAAAUGCUCCGUGACAGGCUCGGGUUCGCAUACCACCCGGAAGCUGACAGUGGAAAAGUUUUAUCGUUUCGAUUGCGACACCUUUUUUUUGGGAUCGUUUCUUUUCCCCGCUGCAUACAUGCAGCCAUACACUAUUUUUAUCGCAUAAAGACACAAUUUUCCAUUCACGGAUUUGGUUCGACUCGUGUAGUUCGUGUUUUGUUGCUUUUAUUUAUUUUCUUCUCCAAUUUAAACUGACUUUAUUUUGUUUUUCACAGCACAAAAUUUCACUUGCCACAACAUCGCGUGCCAUGUUUUGCUUUUAGCUUCUCGGCAGUGGAAGCUGUCUUGUCGUGCUGUCACCAUGGUGACGGUUUCGCAAAAGAAGCUUAACGCGAACGCGUGGUAGUGUUGUGUCUGUUUCGCCUCUGUCGCUUCGCAACUUCUUGUUUGACAUCUGCUAAAUGUGUGUUUGUACGACGACAAACAGUAACGGCAUGAUGCAUAAUCGGAUUAUGGCCAGCUCGUGCUACACGCACCGCCAUCUAGCAUGGCAGCGGUCGCCAUACUUGCGCUUGGUACAUCAUUUUCUUCCCAUCAAAACAGGCUUCGCCGGCAUAGACGUUGCCAUUGCGUUGGGAGCUUAAUCGAGCGUUGACGAAUGCGGAAAUGGAAACGUUCCAGGAUGAUGGUUGUUGAAUUGGUGAAACAGUAACAAACUCCACUGGUAUAUUACUAUUGUGCGAACUCAUACUAAUAAUAAUAAAAAAUAAUAAUGCUAUGUGAUAGAACCAUAUCCCGUUCAUAUCUCCCCUUUCUGGAAAACCGCCGUGUGGAAAAAAAAAUGUAGCUACAAAAAUUGGAUAUUUUGCAUGAUUGAAAAAUUAUAUCAUAAAAAUCCCCCAGAAACAAGUAAACAAAUAAUGCAUGACGGUUAAAGAGGUAAAUAUUAACUAGAGUCUAGCUUUCCAUAGCUCCAUGUGAAUAUGAUUGUUUUCCCCCUGCAUCACGUUGUGAAGUUUUACACGAGGAAUGAACACAAUAAUCCGGAUGCACACACAGAAGAAGGAAAAAAAGACAAUUGAACAGAAUUUCUGUAUACAUACUCCCUGUGUUAGGUUAGUUUGGAGAAAUAAAGAAGAAAAUUGAAGUAAAAAUGAAAAGAAAUCAUAAA